Molecule: messenger RNA, 2728 nt
Organism: Urocitellus parryii (Arctic ground squirrel)
Lineage: Eukaryota; Metazoa; Chordata; Mammalia; Rodentia; Sciuridae
Gene: Msh5
Product: mutS homolog 5
Biological process (GO): mismatch repair; chiasma assembly
Cellular component (GO): nucleus
Molecular function (GO): ATP binding; ATP-dependent DNA damage sensor activity; mismatched DNA binding
Source: RefSeq, a predicted model, not a curated record
CCGCCGACGAGCCCCUCCUGCAGGCUCGCUGUUGUUGGUGGUGGUUGGGCUGUUUCUCGCGUGUAGGGACUGAGAGUUCCAAGCCCAUGACCUUCCAAGCAACCCCAGGCAGGACGCCUCAGGGACUGGGACCUGGGGCGGUCUCUGCCAGGUUCCCCAACUUGGUCCCAGCACCGGGCCCCGCGGAAGCCAAUGAAGAGGAAGAUGAGGAGGAGGAAGGACCAGCCGAGAUCCAUCUGUGUGUGUUAUGGAAUUCAGGAUACCUGGGCAUUGCCUACUAUGACACUAGUGACUCCAUUGUUCACUUCAUGCCAGAUGCCCCAGACCAUGAGAGCCUCAAGCUUCUUCAAAGAGUUGUGGAUGAAAUCAAUCCCCGGUCUGUUGUUACCAGUGCCAAACAGGAUGAGAAUAUGACUCGUUUUCUAGGGAAGCUUGCCUCCCAGGAGCACAGAGAGCCAAAGAGACCUGAAAUCAUACUUUUGCCAAGUGUGGAUUUUGGUCUGGAGAUAAGCAAACAACGUCUCCUUUCUGGAAACUACUCCUUUAUCCCGGAGUCCAUGACUGCCACUGAAAAAAUCCUUUUCCUCUCCUCCAUUAUUCCCUUUGACUGCCUUCUCACGGUCCGGGCACUUGGAGGACUGCUCAAGUUCCUGGGUCGAAGAAGAAUUGGAGUUGAACUGGAAGACUAUAAUGUCAGCAUCCCCAUCCUGGGCUUUAAGAAAUUUGUGUUGACCCAUCUUGUGAGCAUAGAUCAAGACACUUACAGUGUUUUACAGAUUUUUAAGAGUGAGGCUCACCCCUCAGUAUACAAAGUGGCCAGUGGACUGAAGGAGGGGCUUAGCCUUUUUGGAAUUCUCAACAGAUGCCGCUGUAAGUGGGGAGAGAAACUACUCAGGCUCUGGUUCACACGCCCAACUCAGGACCUGGGAGAACUCAAUUCCCGUUUGGAUGUCAUUCAAUUUUUUUUGCUGCCCCAGAAUCUGGACAUGGCUCAGAUGUUGCAUCGGCUUAUGAGUCACAUCAAGAAUGUGCCUCUGAUUCUGAAACGCAUGAAGUUGUCCCACACCAAGGUCAGUGACUGGCAGGUUCUGUACAAGACUGUGUACAGUGCCUUGGGACUAAGGGAUGCUUGCCGCUCCCUGCCCCAGUCCAUUCAGCUUUUUCGGGACAUUGCCCAAGAAUUCUCUGAUGACCUGCAUCACAUUGCCAGCCUCAUUGGCAAAGUGGUGGACUUUGAGGGCAGUCUUGCUGAAAAUCGUUUCACAGUUCUCCCCAAUGUAGACCCUGAAAUUGAUGAGAAAAAACGAAGGCUGAUGGGUCUUCCCAGUUUCCUCACUGAAGUUGCUCGGAAGGAGCUGGAGAAUCUGGACUCCCGUAUUCCAUCAUGCAGUGUCAUCUACAUCCCUCUGAUUGGCUUCCUUCUUUCUAUUCCCCGCCUUCCUUCUAUGGUAGAGGCUGGUGACUUUGAAAUUGAGGGACUGGAUUUCAUGUUUCUCUCAGAGGAGAAGCUGCACUAUCGCAGUGCUCGAACCAAGGAGCUGGAUGCAUUGCUCGGGGACCUGCACUGUGAGAUCCGGGACCAGGAAACCCUAUUGAUGUACCAGCUGCAGUGCCAGGUGCUGGCAAGGGCAGCUGUCUUGACCCGAGUAUUGGACCUUGCCUCCCGCCUGGAUGCCCUGCUGGCUCUUGCCAGUGCUGCCCGGGACUAUGGCUACUCAAGGCCCCAUUAUUCCCCCCAGCUCCAUGGGGUACGAAUCCAUAAUGGCAGACAUCCUCUGAUGGAACUAUGUGCCCGAACCUUUGUGCCCAAUUCUGCAGAAUGUGGUGGGGACAAAGGCAGGGUCAAAGUCGUCACUGGACCCAAUUCCUCAGGAAAGAGCAUAUACCUUAAACAGGUAGGCUUGAUCACGUUCAUGGCCCUGGUGGGCAGCUUUGUACCAGCAGAGGAGGCUGAAAUUGGGGCAGUAGAUGCCAUCUUCACCCGAAUUCAUAGCUGUGAAUCCAUCUCCCUUGGCCUCUCCACCUUCAUGAUCGACCUCAAUCAGGUGGCAAAAGCAGUGAAUAAUGCCACUGAGCGAUCUCUGGUUCUUAUUGAUGAAUUCGGAAAGGGAACCAACACGGUGGAUGGGCUUGCACUUUUGGCUGCUGUGCUCCGACACUGGUUGGUGCUUGGACCCAUGUGCCCCCACAUCUUUGUGGCCACCAACUUUCUGAGUCUUGUUCAACUACAGCUGUUGCCACAAGGGCCCCUGGUGCAGUAUUUGACCAUGGAGACCUGUGAGGAUGGGAACGACCUUAUCUUCUUCUAUCAGGUUUGCGGAGGAGUUGCCAAUGCCAGCUAUGCCUCCCACACGGCUGCCCAGGCAGGGCUUCCUGAAAAACUCAUUGCUCGUGGCAAAGAGGUCUCAGACUUGAUCCGCAGUGGAAAACCUAUCAAGCCUGUGAAGGAGUUGUUAAAGGAGAACCAAAUGCAAAAUUGCCAGACAUUAGUGGACAAGUUUCUGAAACUGGAUUUGGAAGAUCCCAGCCUGGACUUGGACAUUUUCAUGAGUCAGGAAGUGUUGCCUGCUGCCACCACCAUCCUCUGAGUCCUUCCUCUGCCCUCCCCAACUACCUGAGACCCAGGGGCUGCAAUGCCUUUUUGGUUUUCUUAUCUCCUUUAGACCCAAAGUUCUCAAUUUCUGUAGAAAUUUUGUUUCAUGUUAGGAAUAAAGUUUAUUUUGGAUAA